GAAGAACUCGUGUGGCUGCUAAUCUCGCGACAUAGCCUCACUGCACUUCUUCCUCCGCUAGACCUCCCUCCUAACAUCGCACCCACACCGGCAGCAUGAGUCGCUUUGUUCGCCCUUCCAAAUACAGACACGUCUAUGGGGAAGCUGCCAAGAAAGAAGGUUGCUACGACAACGUCAAGGUCACCAACAAUGCUUGGGACACGAAUCUCGUCUCGACCAAUGGGACGUACCUCUCACUUUCCUGGAAUGCCUCAGGGGGCGGAGCUUUCGCGAUUCUUCCCUUGGACCGACCAGGCAAAUUGCCCGACAUCUAUCCGCUCUGCCGAGGGCACACUGCUGCCGUCCUGGACACAGACUUCUCUCCUUUCCACAGCGAUAUCGUAGUCUCUGGAGCCGAUGAUGGCACGUUGGGCGUGUGGAAGGUGCAGCCGGACCUGUUCGACAUUCUUGACCUCGACGAGAAGGCAAAGGAGCGAGCCGGCGGAGUCAAGGACCUGAGCCCCGUCGUUCGGCUCAAUACGGGCGGCAGACGCGUGGGCCAGGUUCUCUUUCAUCCGACAGCAGAAGGCGUCGUGGCAGCCAGUACUUCGGAUCAUCAGAUCAAGCUGUUCGACAUCACGACGGCUGCCUCUGGUGGGGCCGGAGCUGGGGACCAGCAGGCGACUGUCUCGUUGACGGGGGCAAAGGACUCUAUUCAGAGCCUCGACUACGACUAUGCCGGCAAUCGGCUCGUGGCAACGAGCAGGGACAAAAAGCUUCGCGUCUUCGACCCGAGAAAGGGCAGUGAAGCGGUCAUGAUGGGCGACGGUCACCAAGGUGUAAAGGGUGCUCGAGUCACAUGGUGUGGCAACAGCGAAAGGAUCAUUACGACAGGUUUCAGCAAGAUGAGCGAUCGCCAGCUCUUCCUGUGGGACGCGCGGUCGUUGGACAAACCCAUCAAGUCCGUCAACGUUGACUCGAGCAACGGCGUGGUGAUGCCAUUCUGGAGUGACAACAACGUCGUCUUCCUCGCAGGCAAGGGAGAUGGCAACAUCCGAUACUACGAGCUUGAUAGCGACGAGUUGCACUACCUCCAAGAGUACAAGUCAACGGACCCGCAACGUGGUAUGACUUUCGUGCCGAGGCGGUCCCUGAAAGCGGAGGAGAACGAGAUCGCGCGGGCCUACAAGGUCACGGGUAACAUGAUCCAGCCCAUCUCCUUCUACGUUCCUCGAAGGGCCGAGUCUUUCCAGUCAGACAUUUUUCCGCCCGCGCGGUCUUCGGUUCCGGCCUUGUCAGGAAAGGACUUCUUUAAUGGGAAGCAGGCACUUCCAAACCUCGUCAGCUUGGAAGAUGGCUCUGGUCUCAAAGCACCUGUGUCAGCGCCUGCGCCGAUCUCUGCUCCAUCGACUCCCUUGCCUUCCACGCCAGCUGCGGCACCCGAGCCGAGAGCACAGCAAAAAGAGGAGGCGACCCCCGCGCCUCGGAGACUGCCUUCGCCCGAGCGCAAGGCUCCCUCAGCAACGGCCACUCCACUCACCGCACCUUCGACUACGUUUGAGGCCCGAAGAGAGCUUUCGCGACCAAGCUCUCCUGUCAAAACGACUUUCAAGCCGUCGGCUGCGAUGGAUUCAACCAAGGAGAUUAGCCCCUCGGCUCCCUCCUAUGCAAACGGAGGCAGCAGUGAUGCGAAAAGAGGGGUGCACGCCGAGCAUGCCCACGACGGAGAAAAAGCGGAGCUCAAGAGGAAAGUCGAAGAGCUGACGGACAAACUCGGCGAACGAGAAAGUCUGAUUAGGACUCUCGAGCUCGAGAUUGAGAAGCUCAAGAUCAACCAGGCCAAGGUCAGAGAGGCCAUUGGCUUCUGAUCCAUCUCGUUGCUUUCUAGGCCCUUCUACUACUUGGCAUGCCGGACAAUUCGUCAUAUUAUUGCCGUCUCUCGAAAUUCUAGAUGCAUCCCCUUUCUUCGUACAGCACAUGUGCCCCCCAAAAACCUUCCAUACCCCGUCAUAACCGUAAAGUGAAGCGGAGCACGAGAUGCUGCAACGUAUACCGAUGAUUGAUCGGAGCAGAUGCUAGGCUCUCGGUAGUUGUUUUUU
Messenger RNA from Acaromyces ingoldii, 2078 nucleotides. RefSeq names its product putative CRN1-a coronin. Gene Ontology annotation, molecular function: actin filament binding. The record is from RefSeq and is a predicted model, not a curated record. Lineage: Eukaryota; Fungi; Basidiomycota; Exobasidiomycetes; Exobasidiales; Cryptobasidiaceae. The coding region runs from base 96 to 1847 and encodes 583 amino acids. Gene Ontology annotation, biological process: actin filament organization. The transcript has 6 exons.